GGCGCGUGCGCACCACCCAGUCGGCGCUCACGUGCUCCUCGCGCUCGCGCCAGCAGCCUGAGCAGUGUCCACGAGCGUCUUGAGCGCGGGUCUUCCUGGCGGCAACAUGGCGACAGAGUUCCACAACCUUCAGGACCUGAGGCGCAGCGCAUCUCUCGUCACCAAGGUCUUCAUCCAGAGAGACUACAGCGAGGGGACCAUCUGUCGCUUCCAGACCAAAUUUCCCUCAGAGCUCGACAACAGGAUCGAGCAGACUUUGCUGGAGGAGACGGUGAAGACGCUGAACUCCUUUUACGUGGAGGCUGAAAAGAUCGGAGGCCAGUCGUACAUGGAGGGAUGUCUGGCGUGUGCCACGGCCUACCUGGUCUUCCUCUGCAUGGAGACCCGCUACGAGAAGGUGCUAAAGAAAAUCAGCGGCUACAUCCAGGAGCAGAACGAGAGGAUCUACGCGCCUCGAGGCCUCCUGCUCACGGACCCCAUCGAGCGAGGGAUGAGAGUCCUGGAGAUCAGCGUGUUCGAGGACCGAGGUUCGGGCAGCUCCAGCCCGAGCACCAGCACGUCCUCUGCAGGUCACAGCACUCGGUGACUGGAGGAUCAGCGCCAGGCUUACGGGUACCAGCACAGGGGCAGCGGGACACUCACCAACAUCCGCAUGCUGAAACAUGAGAGCACCAGGUUCUAACACUUCCAGUGCGUCGCGCCGUCUCAAGAACAGGGGCGGACACAAACACACACUGAGGGAAAAUCAAACGUUUCUGUCGAUUCAGUUCACCUUCAUCCAUCAGCAUUGGCCGGGAAAGUUCUCACUGCUGGGUCACUUUAGAGUCGACUGAUCCACAGAUCCAGACGCAGACUACUGUAGCCAGAUUUUUUUCCCCCCGAAUCGAACCAUUAACCGGCAGAUCAGUUGUGUUUGUGUUCAGCCUCCUCUUCCGCUCAUGUUUCCUCCCUGUGACCUGGAGAUCCAACCUGGGGCUGACAGACUGAACACCACCCACAAGUGUACAGAAGAUCAUCCUUGUAUAUUUCAAUUGGACAUUUAUAUCCUGUAACAUUGAUUUAAAAAGAAGUAAAAAUGUGACGUGUUAUUUUUGUGAAGACAAAUCAAGUGAUGAGUGUAAAGGAACAAUAUUUUUAUACGACUUUUUUUGCGAGAUGAUGUUUAAGUGUGUACAGUUGACAUGAUAGUCAGACAUGAAUUGUGUUAAUAGGUGUUAAGGUGUCAGCGGUAUGUUUGAAGCCUGGUGUAUGAAACAAGGUGGAGCAUGGAGGAUGAUCCAGUUACCACAAUACAUGUCGAUCCAGUCUGUUGUUGAGGUCAUUCUUCAGUACAGUGGACUCCCCUCCUGGGGCUGUAGCUGGUGCCUAUCUCAGCGAUGAUGGAGGGCAUGUGAGGGUUGCAGGCGAAUGCAAACCCUCACUCGUGGUGCGAAGGUGCAGGAGGAGACGUUUUGUUCCAGCGACUGCCAUAUGAUGUGUGGGAAUGAGAAGUUGAUGCAGCGUGAUGACAGAGCGCGUGCAAAGCUUGUCCAGUUGAUCCAUCAUGGCCUGCUCAUUAAGUUAAGCGCCUGGGUCUGGAACCUUUAAGAUCACAGAAAGAAGUGAUAUUUCAAAGACAUCAGAGGCGCAAAGCACCUGUAGCGAAAGGUCGCUCUCACACUCCCAAACAGACCUCCUUUCUUCCUCCUCACUUCUGAUAUCAACCUCCCGCCAAGUGUCUGUAACCAAAACAUUCUGCCGUUUUGUUUUGGUUCUCAGACAUUCCUGCCUCCCUCCUCCGAGCAUGUUGCGUUUUUACUUGAGAAGCCAGGAACAGGAAAAACUCCGAUUGACCUCUAUUGAUCGUUUGAAAUGUUUAUUCCGCGAUUGACAACCCGCGGAGCAACCUUAUGCUCCAGAGGAGCUGUGAGUGACGCCAGGCUCUGGAAAAAGGCAGGACCUUCAUUAUGUUGAAGGUUAAAACAUUCUGCUCGCAUGUGAACUUCUCAUCUCAGGAGACGACUCGGUGGACUGACGUUUGACCCACGUCAUGAGGGGUUCUCCAAAACAAGUAUGAGGUCCAGAGAAAUCCCCCUGUCAGAGUGUUCCAUCCAGAGGUGUCAAAAACCUGCACCCACUGAGGGCCUUCCGUGGGUCAGCUGGAGACCGGACUGGACUCUUCUCACAAUAUCAGAAACAUAGAGGCCAGUUGGUGAUUGAAUUUCCAUGUUUUCUAAAUGACCGGUCCUGUGUCCAGUGUGAGCCUGAUGUGUUUGCACUGUGCGCAGCAUCAUCUAUCCCAUAAUCCUCUCAGUGGGUUACAUCAACAUGCCUAGUCCUGGUGACGCAUGAAAAUCUAAAAACUAAAACUAAAUGACUCUGAUAUGGAUCGUUCAUGUUCCACUGUGUAAGGCAUUCCAUCUUGCUAAUUCUGUAAGUGACGCCACGGACCUCUGAGCGAGUCUGUAGCUGCAGAAGUUCCACUCCCGGGUUGAACUUCAAGUCGACAAAAACACCAAAACGUCCCACAGCAGACAGAGGAAUCAUUUGCUGUCAUGCUGAAAAGGUCACGUUCAUUUAUUUUAUUUCAUAGGAACAUUUUAUAAACGACUCUGUCUUUCUUCCUUGAACUUGCGUCGUGGCAAGCGAACACAUCAGAUACCUUUCGACAGUCGAGCCGUGAGCAGAGGGGAUGGAGCGGUCUGUGGCUGUUGUCCGUCCGCUUUCUGUCGAGGUGUAAAAAUGUUCAAGUCUUUGUGGCUUCCACAUUGAGCCAAUAAAGGGCGUAUGCUCGGUGACUCGGAGAGAAAGAUGCGUCAGAUGGCGGGUUGACAACAUGUUGGAGGGCCCAAAACAAUUUAGCUUGAAUUAAGUUAGUCAGCUGUUGCAGUUCAUUAUGGGGAAAUGAAUUAGUCUCUAAGGCGUUACCUCACAUGAUAAUAGCGAGGGUGGGAUGCAGGCCACGGGCCUGACCUUUGACACGCCGCCUCACUCAACACACAUUCAUUCGUCAUCUGUGGCUAUUUCCUGUAUCUGGGACUGGAUUUAGUUUGCAUGUUGCUUUGUGCUCUGAUUGUUUUUGCUUUUAAAUUUGUGUACUUUGAUCUAUUUUCUUAUU
Molecule: messenger RNA, 3097 nt
Organism: Synchiropus splendidus (mandarinfish)
Lineage: Eukaryota; Metazoa; Chordata; Actinopteri; Syngnathiformes; Callionymidae
Gene: golga7bb
Product: golgin A7 family, member Bb
Exons: 5
Coding region: 107-586 (159 amino acids)
Biological process (GO): peptidyl-L-cysteine S-palmitoylation; protein targeting to membrane
Cellular component (GO): palmitoyltransferase complex
Source: RefSeq, a predicted model, not a curated record